Lepus europaeus (European hare) is the source of this 432-nucleotide messenger RNA. RefSeq names its product keratin-associated protein 1-3-like. The transcript has a single exon. The record is from RefSeq and is a predicted model, not a curated record. Lineage: Eukaryota; Metazoa; Chordata; Mammalia; Lagomorpha; Leporidae. Gene Ontology annotation, cellular component: keratin filament. The coding region runs from base 1 to 432 and encodes 143 amino acids.
AUGGCCUGCCUUGCCACCAGUUUCUGUGGAUUUCCCAGCUGCUCCACCAGUGGGACCUGCGGUUCCAGCUGUGGCCAGCCCAGCUGCUGCCAACCCAGCUGCUGCCAGCCAACCUGCCCCCAGCCCAGCUGCUGCGAGCCAAUCUGCCCCCAGCCCAGCUGCUGCCAGCCAAUCUGCCCCCAGACCAGCUGCUGCGGAACCAGCUGUGGCCAGGAGGGUGGCUCUGGAUCUGUGAUCUGCCGCACCCGGUGGUGCCGCCCUGACUGCCGCGUGGAGGGCACCUGUGUGCCUCCCUGCUGUGUGGUGAGCUGCACUCCCCCAACCUGCUGCCAGCUGCACCACGCCCAGGCCUCCUGCUGCCGCCCAUCCUACUGUGGACAGUCCUGCUGCCGCCCCUCCUGCUGCUGCCACUGCUGUGAGCCCACCUGCUAG